Molecule: messenger RNA, 2352 nt
Organism: Prosopis cineraria
Lineage: Eukaryota; Viridiplantae; Streptophyta; Magnoliopsida; Fabales; Fabaceae
Product: protein NRT1/ PTR FAMILY 6.2-like
Exons: 4
Coding region: 321-1931 (536 amino acids)
Biological process (GO): transmembrane transport; oligopeptide transport
Cellular component (GO): membrane
Molecular function (GO): transmembrane transporter activity
Source: RefSeq, a predicted model, not a curated record
UGAGAAUACAAGUCGUACGGGGAGAUUUGAAACCUUACUUGUGGAGAUGCAAAGAAUUUUAUGUAGUUUAUUUAAUCUUAUUUUAUCCCACAACUGUUUCUAAAGAUUGAACCUUAUUUUCUGCAAGAAUAUUAUGCUUUUUCUUAACUAAGAGCUUCAUUAGUUUUCUUUUUGACACAACACAUUGCUCAAGUUACAUAAUAACAUCUGCCCAAUGAACUGAAAAUAGUAAUACCAAUCUUCACAAUAGAAACCAAAUUAAAUAGAAAUUAAUUUUCAAAAUUCUUGCAGGAAUUGAAAUUGUUGAGAGGCUAUCCACCAUGGGGAUAGCAGUGAACCUGGUGACAUACUUGAUUGGAACCAUGCAUCUGCCAAGCUCAACUUCAGCCAAUGUUGUCACUGAUUUUAUGGGCACGUCGUUUCUCCUGUUUUUGCUUGGAGGUUUUCUUGCUGAUUCCUUUGUUGGAAGAUACAGGACAAUCGGAAUCUCCGCUGCAAUACAAACACUGGGCACUGCAACAUUAGCAAUCUCAACAAAAUUGCCACAACUACGUCCACCACCUUGCAAUGCUACAACAGGCGGUGAGAAUUGCAAGCAAGCUAAUGGAUUUCAAAUGGGAUUUUUUUACAUGGCUCUGUACAUUGUUGCUUUAGGGACUGGUGGCCUGAAGUCUUGUGUUUCUGGGUUUGGAACAGACCAGUUUGAUGAGAAAGAUGAGAAGGAGAAGUCUCAGAUGGUCUAUUUCUUCAAUAGGUUCGUCUUCUUCAUUAGUUUUGGAACUCUGAUGGGUGUCACAGUGCUUGUGUAUAUAGAAGAUGAAGUGGGUCGAAGCUUGGCAUGCGGAAUAUGUUCUGCUUCUAUGGUUAUAGCCAUUUUGGUAUUCUUAUCUGGAACUAAAAGAUACAGAUAUAAGCAAGGCUUGGGAAGCCCCAUUAUCCCUAUUUUCCAAGUCAUUGUUGCUGCAAUAAGGAAAAGGAAGGUCAAUCUGCCAUCCAAUGUUGAAUCUUUAUUUGAGGACACCCCUGAGGCUUCAAGAAUUAAGCAUACAGAUCAGUUCCGUUUCUUGGAGAAAGCAGCAAUUGUGGCAGAAGGUGAUUUUGAGAAGACGGUAUCUGCUUCUGCUCCGAACCCUUGGAAACUAUGCUCAUUGACAAGGAUAGAGGAGGUUAAGAUGAUGGUGAGUCUGCUACCAGUGUGGGCCACAACCAUCAUGUAUUGGACCACAUACGCACAGCUGAUCACCUUCUCAGUUGAGCAAGCCUCCACUAUGGACAGAUCCAUUGGGAAUGUCCAGAUUCCUGCAGGCUCUCUCACUGUCUUCUUUGUGCUAGCCGUACUAAUCACUAUCGCUGUUUAUGAUCGUCUCAUCAUGCCCCUUUGGAAAAUGUGGAAAGGCAAACCGGGUUUUACCAACCUACAGAGAAUUGCAAUUGGGCUAGCACUUUCAACUUGUGGAAUGGCAGUUGCUGCAUUAUGUGAGAGAGAAAGAUUGAAGGUAGCAAAAGGAGCGAGUCCAACCUUAAGAAAGCUUCCUAUAAGCGUUUUCCUGCUAAUUCCACAGUUCUUGUUGGUUGGUUCUGGCGAAGCCUUCGUAUAUGUAGGCCAACUCGACUUCUUCUUAACGCAGUCCCCAAAAGGCAUGAAAUCCAUGAGCACGGGUCUCUUCCUGACCACCUUAUCUCUCGGUUUCUUUGUCAGUAGCUUCCUAGUCUCAGUUGUGAAGAAAGUGACUGGGACUAAAGGUGGAGAGGGAUGGCUAGCUGAUGAUAUAAACAAUGGAAGGCUGGAUUUGUUCUAUGCACUGUUAACCAUUCUAUGCUCAAUAAACUUUGCUGCAUUUCUGGUGUCUACAAUGUGGCACGGGCCUAAAAGAUCUAAACCUGCUCCGCAAAUGGCGGUAGUGGACAAGUCAUUGGCAGAUAGGUUAUAAGGAUUUUUUAUGGUUAAUUGUAGCCAGCCAGAAGGUUUUACAAAGUUUGGUUUGUUAUUCCUAACAACGUCGAGGACUCAGCAUAGAUAUUAGAAAAUAAACCAUGACUCCUCACCAAAAAGAUUUUGGGUUGAGCCGCCAAAGCUGAUCAAAUAGAAGUACUUCCGAUUCCACUGGUGAGCGAAUUUCCCUAUGCUCGGAGAAUUCUGAAUUUUGAUGCAGCAUGGCAUGAAGAAACAAGAGAUUUGAUUUGCAGUUUGAUAUGUCAUUUUGUUUGCAAACUGGGUGGGUGUUCAAGCUGGAGCUCGAAUUCCUUGUCCGGUGAAAUAGUAAAAUAAUUGUCUUACAUAUUUUUGUCUGUCGUGUUUGUCAUUGUUUGGUUUGUUUAUAUAAUCUGUUAUUUGAGUCUCGUUCUGUAAUG